This is a messenger RNA of Linum trigynum, 591 nucleotides long. NCBI's taxonomy places the organism in Eukaryota, Viridiplantae, Streptophyta, Magnoliopsida, Malpighiales, Linaceae. The record is from the annotation of a GenBank genome assembly.
UGCCCCUGGCCCAAUUUCUAACCUAAAUCCCCAAAUGAACAAUCUUGGCGCCAACCCCAAACCCUCUCAUACCGCCGACGAUGCUCCCCGCCGCCGCUGCUACUCUGAUGCUCUAAGCUUGACGGGGAAAGAGGACGAAGAAAAAGCAGGACGAUGUCCACAUGCCCAAUCGUUCUCGUCGUGCAGCAACCUGAUUCGGAGGUUCUCCUUCCUCCUCGGCGACGCGCGGCUCUUGUUUCCUUCCUCCUCUGUGACGGCGCGCUUCUGGUUUGGAGAGCGGCGCGGCAGGUCUGAGUACGAGUGGAGAGAAGGGAAGGGGACGACAGGGGGUGUGGGGGCGGCGGCGCCGAUCGUCGGGCGAGGCGAGUAGAAGCAGGGAGAGAUGGCAGCGCCAAUCGUCUAGCAUGAGCAGGAGCAGAGGGAGGCGGCGGCGGCUCGUCGGUUCAGGGUUUAGGGCAAUUUAAUUGGAAAGCUCUCCAACUUGUUUCGGGUUGAUGUUUUUGUUAAUUGGGACCAAAAUUGUCCAUUCAGUAUAGUUUAUGGUGAUUUAUUCGAAAAUUUAGUUGUGUUAAAUAAAAGUUCACUUACCAC